Molecule: messenger RNA, 948 nt
Organism: Homarus americanus (American lobster)
Lineage: Eukaryota; Metazoa; Arthropoda; Malacostraca; Decapoda; Nephropidae
Exons: 2
Coding region: 92-538 (148 amino acids)
Source: RefSeq, a predicted model, not a curated record
GUCUGUCUGUGUCUCGGUCGUCUUCCGCUACCUGUCUGUCUGUCUGUCUGUCUGUGUGUGUGUGUGUGAAGCACCAACACCAUCUUACAUAAUGACAAUCCAGAGACUGCUGCUGUGUGGGAUGGUGGGCGUGAUGGUGGGCGUGGUGGUAGGCGACUCGGAGGAGGCGCCGCCAGAUUUCGCCCCCUCCCAGGAUGUCGUCAACAACAACGCCACACGGGCGGCCAUGUACUGGCGGCACAUGAUCGGGCGGCACCCGCUUGCGUCAGCGACAGCGUCCAUGUACUGGCGGAUAAUGUCCGUAGAGGACCCUGAGGAAGCGGCCAAGGCGGCCAUGAAGACCCGCAAGGCCACCUCCAGCGACCCUGAGGCCAUGGCCCAGUCCGCCUUCUUCUAUCAGCGUAUGUCUACCCGCAGUCCUCACUACGCCAAGAUGGCCGACAAUUACUGGAAGAAGAUGGCCGCCCAUGACCCCGAGGUCACCGCCAGGUCAGCCAUGUACUGGCGCAACGACCCUGAGGCCGCCAUGUACUGGUAACCUUCCAUGACCUUGUGGUGUGACCCUAUGUGACCCUGUGUCAACCCAGGAGUCACCACCAGGUCAACUAUCACUGGCAUAAUGACCCCGUGUGCUGAUGACCUCUCCUGACCUCUUGUGACCUCUAUUGACCCCUUAUGACCUCCCCUGACUCCUUGUGACCUCUCCUGACCUCUUGUGACCUCUCCUGACCCAUUGUGACCUUGUACCGCCCUCACUGUGGCAGUAAUUUCCCGUUUAUAACAUAAGGCGGCAAGAAUAAACCUCCGCAACAAUAACAAUGUUGGUGUGUAGGUCGUGUGUAGGUCGUGUGUAGGUCGUGUGUAGGUGAAGUCAAGAGUGUAACACAACAGGUCAACUUGUGUGUUUAACUUAUUGUCUUUGGUCUAUAUAUAAAACUUAAGGUUCCA